AUGACUACUAAUACUUUGAAUUCCACAAAAGUUCCAGGCAAUCAGCCGCUUAAGUUAGAUGUAAAAAAACUUGUCAUUGAUUUUUAUGAAAGCGAAGAAAACUCAAAACAAUUAGCGGGCAUGAAAGAUUUUAAAUCUGUGAAGGAUUGUGAUGGAAAUCGAACUAGGGUACAAAAAAAGUUGAUUCUUUGUAAUUUAAAAGAAUUGUACCAAAGCUUCAAAGCGCAAUAUAAUUCAGUGGCAAUCGGAUUUUCUAAAUUCGCUAGUUUGAGGCCUACUUAUUGUAUUCUUGCUGGAAGUAGUGGUACACACGUCGUAUGUGUUUGUACUAUUCAUCAAAAUGUAAAAUUGAUGUUAGAAGGAUGUAAUUUUCCAAAAUUUGCGAAAAACACCGAUUGGGUUGUAGAAUCUCAGCCAAUUUACAAAAAUUUAUUAAAUAAAUUAGUUUGUAACAAUCCAAAAAAAUCGUGCUUUCCCAGAAUGUGCAAUAGUUGUCCAAAUAAUGAAGAAAUCGCUGAUUAUUUUCGUGUGUCGUUUAAUGAAUCUGAUGUUAAUGAAAUCCAAUAUAAAAUGUGGACAUCAACAGACCGUUGUACUAUUGUGAAUGUUACUUCAGAUUCCGAAGACUUCAUCGAGACUUUAGUGACGCAACUUGAUAAGCUUUUGAAACAUGAUUUUAUUGCGAAAACACAAAGUCGAUUUUUUUCUGAUACAAAACUAAAUUUAAAAAGCGGGGAAUUCGCCGUAGUAUUUGACUUUGCGGAAAAUUAUGCAUUCGUUGUGCAAGAAGCAGCUCAAGGCUUUCAUUGGAAUAAUGAUCAAGCUACUAUAUUUCCAAUGAUUGUCUUAAGCACGACACAGUUUUAA
Cotesia glomerata is the source of this 867-nucleotide messenger RNA. RefSeq lists its product as uncharacterized. The record is from RefSeq and is a predicted model, not a curated record. NCBI's taxonomy places the organism in Eukaryota, Metazoa, Arthropoda, Insecta, Hymenoptera, Braconidae. The transcript has 3 exons. The coding region runs from base 1 to 867 and encodes 288 amino acids.